Messenger RNA from Macroventuria anomochaeta, 906 nucleotides. Its product is annotated as NAD(P)-binding protein. Bases 1 to 906 code for a protein of 301 amino acids. The record is from RefSeq and is a predicted model, not a curated record. Lineage: Eukaryota; Fungi; Ascomycota; Dothideomycetes; Pleosporales; Didymellaceae. The transcript is spliced from 2 exons. Gene Ontology annotation, molecular function: oxidoreductase activity.
AUGGCUCCCGGCAAGGCGAACACAGAUGAGCUCAAGAACACAAAGCUGUUCGAUGUCUCCCAUGUCACAGCUAUCGUCACAGGAGGAGGCACCGGUAUCGGUCUCAUGAUCACGCAGGCGCUGGUCGCCAACGGUGCUAAGGUCUACAUUACCAGUCGACGUGAAGAGGUCCUGAAGAAGACAGAGGAGCUGCAUGACCACCAGAACGGCGAGAUCAUUCCUAUUGUAGCAGACGUCAGCGACCCAGAGGAUGUCAAGCGUCUGUACAAGGAGAUCAGCGAGAAGGAGCCCCAGGGUAUUCAACUGCUCGUCAACAAUGCUGGUAUCGCACGUGACGACAACACCAAGUUCUCUUCUGCUGGCGAGCCAGAGUGGGAAGACGCACAGUCCAUCUCCGACCACUUUUUGAAGUCGCCUCCCGAGUCUUGGGCUGACACCUUCAAGACUAACGUUGGUAGCAUCUUCUACAUGUCGAUGACCUUCCUGCCUCUUCUCGCCAAGGGCGGAAAUAAGACCCCUGGCUACACCUCCUCAGUUGUCAACGUCACGUCCAUCUCCGGCGCGAUGAAGGGCUCCAGCUCAGGACAGUUCGCAUACGCCAGCUCUAAGGCCUCCGCAACACAUCUGUCUAAGAUGCUCGCAACAACCUUCGUUGGCACCAAGGUCCGCGUCAACGUCAUCGCGCCUGGUGUCUUCCCAUCCGAGAUGACCACUGGCUCGUCCGAUGAGGACAACAAGAGUGUCAUUGAGGGUGGCAUGUCCAACCCUGCUGGCAGGCCCGGCAAGGACUCUGACAUGGCUGCUUCGAUUCUCAUGCUGGCUGGUCCAGGUGGUGUCUUCUACAAUGAGCAGAUCCUGUACCCUGAUGGUGGAAACACCCUUACUCAGCCCAGCUCCAAGACCUAA